Molecule: messenger RNA, 1015 nt
Organism: Cladocopium goreaui
Lineage: Eukaryota; Dinophyceae; Suessiales; Symbiodiniaceae
Source: the annotation of a GenBank genome assembly
GCGCCUGCCGCAAAAGCCAGGCCUGCGACAUUUGUGGCUGGAAAUGCUUUGGGGUGAUAGGCCCAUGUGUUCGCUGCAAACGGGGCUCUGGGCCUUGAUCGUUUUUACCGUCCUGGUGCGGGGCCUUGAUGUGUCGCCUGGGGUUGGUGGCUUCCUAUACCUGCAACACCAGCGACUUGCAGAGGAAUCCGCACCCAAUGGCCAGGUUUUGUGCACCCACCACUUUGCAGCCUCCAGGGCUGGUGAUAAUUUUGGCCAGUCAGCGGCCUUGUCUGCCGCCGCGGCGGCCGUGAUCAAUGUGGCCUCGGAGGCCAAAGAGGAGUCCCCGGCGCCAGAGGAAGGUGGCAAAAGCUCUGCCCGGGAACUGAGUUUCGGUGAGUUUCGGGUGAACGACCUGCGCGCAGAGAUUUCGGCCUUGAAAGACUUGGUGGGGCCCUUCGAUGUCGGUCACGUGGAGAAACAUGAGAAGAUGUUGAGGCCAAGAGAUGAUGUGGCGAUGCGAGAUGGUCUGGGAUAUGUCAUGGAUCGCUACGUGGAAAAGGACGUGGCUGCCGCACCCAAAGAGGGCGCCCAGGGGACCAAGCAGGCGACGGUGGCCAAUCUGUCGUUGACGGAAGGCGGUGUCGGUGGCAAUGUGGCCACGCCCGAGGUCAAAGGGGAGGCGCGUGCAGGCCGAACUGAUCGCUGCAGGGAGGGUCAGCGGUCCUCCAGCGAUGCACCGCGCAAGCGCAAGACGGGCGCUGCCUGGAAGCAGAUGGCAACGGGGAAUGACGUGGCUCCAGACAGCUCCAUGGUGGGCAUGCCUCAACCGGAGGCCGUCGGCCCCUUGGAUGUUUUUCUUGUGACGGAAGACCAUCAAGUGGUGGAUUUGCCACCUGUACGGCACCAAGCCAAACUCAGCUGUGACAUUGGCCGCUGGCUUUUCUUUAGGGUUCGAACACCUGCAGUGCCGCAGCGAAUAGCGAAAGGGGCCAUGGGCGGUGGCGGCGACUUCGGCAAAGGAUCUUUUCCGGAU